AUGGCCUGGGACUCCCCAUGCAGCGGGGACUUACUGCGCCCCAAGAUAAGGAGUGCCUCAAGCCGGACGUCCGGUAGCCGGAGCAGCGCCAGAACGCCGUCCCUGCAGGAGCUGCGGCGCCUGCUCUGGACACGCACACAUCCCACCGGGCACGUGGAUGAAGUCUGGCCAAACCUUUACGUGGGAGACCUGUAUGUCGCUCGUGACAAAGUACAGCUGAGCCAAAUGGGCAUCUCCCAUGUUGUGAAUGCUGCUGCUGGGCAAUUUCGCGUUGACACCGGACCCAAGUUCUACAAAGACCUGUCUGUGGAUUACUAUGGAGUAGAAGCAGAGGACAACCCAAACUUUGAUCUCAGCAUUUACUUCUACCCAGUUGCUCGAUACAUAAGAGCAGCACUGAAUUCCCCAAGAGGCAAAGUACUAGUUCACUGUGCAAUGGGAAUCAGUCGAUCUGCAACACUUGUCCUCGCUUUCUUAAUGAUCUGUGAAGAUAUGUCCCUCGCUGAUGCAAUUCAGACUGUGCGCGCUCACAGAGGGAUCUGCCCCAACUCUGGCUUCCUCAAGCAGCUUUGGGAAUUGGACCUCCAGUUAGGAAGGGGAAAAGGCAGGGGAGCAGAAGCCUGA
Molecule: messenger RNA, 624 nt
Organism: Balearica regulorum gibbericeps (East African grey crowned-crane)
Lineage: Eukaryota; Metazoa; Chordata; Aves; Gruiformes; Gruidae
Gene: DUSP13B
Product: dual specificity phosphatase 13B
Biological process (GO): negative regulation of MAPK cascade; protein dephosphorylation
Cellular component (GO): cytoplasm
Molecular function (GO): MAP kinase phosphatase activity; protein tyrosine/serine/threonine phosphatase activity
Source: RefSeq, a predicted model, not a curated record